UCGGCAGUAGCGAGUGGUGCUGCUGUAGGCCCGAGGGCGUGGGCGGCGCUCAGGGCGUUGUAGCGCGGCGAGGAGAUCCCUGACGCGGUUUUUCUUCUCCUCCGGGAACGUUAAUCUGAAGAAUGUCUGGAAGCUUCUACUUUGUAAUAGUGGGUCAUCAUGAUAAUCCCAUCUUUGAAAUGGAAUUUCUACCUCCUGGAAAAGCAGAAUCCAAGGAUGAUCAUCGCCAUCUCAACCAGUUCAUUGCCCAUGCUGCUCUUGACCUAGUAGAUGAGAACAUGUGGCUUUCUAACAACAUGUAUCUGAAGACUGUGGACAAAUUUAAUGAAUGGUUUGUUUCUGCUUUUGUCACAGCUGGACAUAUGAGAUUUAUAAUGCUUCAUGAUGUCAGGCAAGAAGAUGGAAUUAAGAACUUCUUUAAUGAUGUCUAUGACUUGUAUAUAAAGUUUGCAAUGAAUCCAUUUUAUGAACCCAAUUCUCCUAUUCGAUCAAGUGCCUUUGAAAGGAAAGUGCAGUUCCUUGGGAAGAAACACCUUUUAAGCUGAAUAAAUAACUUUCCUAAGUGAGUGCUUUUUUGUACCUUUCUGAUUAUUUGAACUGUAGUACUUUUGGUUAGUUCUCAGCAGAUAGACCAAUCGGAUGCUGAAGAAGUUUUUUUUGUUGAUACAAAUAAAAACAACCAACCUUCCCUGGUUAAAAGAUGUAUCUUAACAAGUUUCCAUUUAUAUCUUAUGAAAAUUAAGUUUAAAAUGUCAGGCUGAGUAGAUACAAAUCUGACUAGUCUACACUUGUGGGUGUCAAGAAACAUGCAAAGUGUAAACCUCUUGAUAGAGGGUGGGAGGAAAUCAGUUCUAAACACAAAAGAUGUCUUUCACUCAUGUGAUUUAAGAAGAGCAAAAUGGAAUUUCUGACUGUUCGACCUAAAAGCUUCAUUUUGUUAAAAAGCUUUCUACUUACAGUCCUUAGCUAGAAAACUUACCCUGGAGAACAUCAGACUAAUUUUACCCCUCAUGGUAUUAAAUCAUGUCUAUAUCAAUAUUAUAACAUAUGUAGAUAAAGUGCUAAAUAUAAAGGAAUGAGAGGGGUAUCAGAAAAGGCUCUGCAGUGUUAUCUUCAGUCUUUCAGCAAGUUUUAAAGCUUGAAAUUGCAAAUUACCAGCUGUUUUUAGUGCAAUAUGUAUUUAGCUGCAGUGUUGUAUCAGUGAAAUGAAUGAAUAAAGUGGACCAAAACAGUUCUGUUUGCCCUGACUUUCAGUAUAAUUCACAAGUAGAAAUAAAUGCUAAUGUACGUGUUUAAACCCGUCUUUACCAUGAAACUCCAUUUGUUGAGGUUUCAAAAGGCAUUAUUUGGCCCAUUUGGCUAUUGUUCCAUUAUGAAUUGUGGUUAGGGGCCCUUUUGCAAAACUUGUCAUCAUUCCAAAAUAGUAAUUUAGCAAAUACGCACCUAAUGGUUUCACUUGUGUUACAAUCUUUUAAACAGUUUGUUUCUUUUUGCAGCAAAAUUGUAUAAACUAUUUUCUUGCACCUUUUGUUUAAAUGUCUGAAAAGUAAAUUCCAAAGGAAGUGGCAAGCUGUUCUAGAAAGUACAUUUUGCAUAGUCUGUAUGACUAAAAAGACCAUGUGAAUAGGUGCUUUAAAUGUAUAGUCAGUCAUUAUUUCUUUGUAACAUAUGCUUACUCCUAAACUGUCACUGUAAAGUAUACCAUGAAAAAAGCAACAAAUAAUAGAUUAAGAAUAUUUACCAGAUAUUUACCUUAAAUAAAAUGUGAUAUGGUGAGGUA
This is a messenger RNA of Struthio camelus australis, 1780 nucleotides long. The record is from RefSeq and is a predicted model, not a curated record. Lineage: Eukaryota; Metazoa; Chordata; Aves; Struthioniformes; Struthionidae.